CCCACGGAAGGAGAACAGCAGGGUGUCUGUAACUUGUGUCUCCACUGUGGAGAUGUUGUAAACUGAAGAGAAGUGUUUCAGUCCAUGAGUGAAGCUGUAAACCGUCCUCACCGUCACAAUGUGGAGACUUACCGGUGAACCAAAGAGCUCCUUCAGCUCUGCCGCGGGACCGCGCGCUGCUGUCGCCGCGGUCACCUGUUUGCUCGUGACCGGCAUGCUGGUCGUGACUGUGGGACAGCCGAGCACAGAAGACCCGGUGGAGCCUCCAGCUGCUGCUGCGACCACCAGCGGAAAAGUUUUCUCGGCGUAUUUCCGGAAACUCACCCGGGAGAGGCGAGCGGUGAGCGACCAUCCACGGAGAAGCGCUCCCCCCGGGCCGGUGGAGCAUCUUUCCCCGGCUGACCUGUUCAUAGCGGUGAAGACCACCGAGAGAUACCACCGGCAGAGACUGGAGCUCCUGCUGGACACCUGGAUCUCCAGGAACAUGCAACAGACGUUCGUGUUCACUGAUGGAGAGGACGAGAAGCUGAGGAAAAGGAUGGGAGCUCACCUGAUCAACACCAACUGCUCAGCGGCUCACAAUCGUCAGGCCCUCUCCUGUAAGAUGGCUCUGGAAUAUGACACUUUUAUUAACUCUGGGAAGAAGUGGUUCUGUCACGUCGAUGAUGAUAACUACCUGAACGUCAGCUCCCUCCUGAAGCUCUUGUCUCAGUACAGUCACACACAGGACGUUUACAUCGGACGGCCCAGCUUGGAGCGACCAAUAGAAGCCACAGAGAGUCUCGGCACCACUGACAUGAAACAGGUGCGUUUCUGGUUCGCCACAGGAGGAGCAGGAUUCUGUCUGAGCCGUGGCCUCGCUCUCAAGAUGAAACCCUGGGCGAGCAAUGGUGCCUUCAUGGCGACAGCUGAGCACAUUCGCCUCCCGGACGACUGCACCGUCGGUUACAUCGUGGAAGCGCUGCUUGGCGUGAGCCUCAUCCGCUCAGCGUUGUUCCACUCCCACCUGGAGAACCUGGGACUGGUGUCAGACAUACACAACCAGGUGACUCUCAGCUACGGCACAGUGGAAAACAGCAGGAACAUGGUCAACGUGAAAGGACCAUUUGCAAUAAAUGAAGAUCCUACGAGGUUCAGGUCAGUCCAUUGUUUGCUGUACCCAGACACUGCUUGGUGCCCGAGCCCCCGGCGACUUUAACACCCAUCCACAGGCUCAGGCAGACUGGUGGAGGAGAACAAGUUAAUGUCUGGCGUAACUCGAUUCUCUCUGAUGGAGGAGGAAAUCAUUGCAGACAUCCAGGAAAAAAGGGAGUGUCACUGCUGCCCUCCUCUGGCCUUCAAGUGCUGAAGAAUCUGUGGAACAUUUAAACAUAAAUGUUUUCCUCACAUCCAACAGCAGUCUGAGUAGAAGGCUGACUUUUUAUGUGGAACUAUCAUUUUAUUAGUUUGACACCUGAACUCUAACCCUGUCUGGUGUCAGAAUGGCAAAAAUUGCACCAAGAGAAGACUGAAGGUCACAGUUCUUGGACGGAUGAAAAAUGGAGACGACUUAUUUUACUUUUUACAUAUUUUAAUUUCCUGAGGGUGGCACAAGAGGGAAAGCCCUGUUGUAGCCCUGUCAGACCUGCCUUAUCUUUCCUCUGUCUCACACUCAGCUGUCCUUUGUCAGUUUCAGCUCUCGUUUGUUACCCUCAGCUGCACUCAGGCUCAGCUGUGUAUUGAGGUUAAAGGGACAGUUCACCCGCAAAUCAAAAAUACAUAUUCGUUCCUCUCACCUAUAGAGCUGUUUAUCAGACUAGAUUGUUUUGGUGUGAGUUGCAGAGUGUUGGAGUUAUCAGACCUAGAGAUGUCUGCCCUCUCUUCAGUAUAAUGGAAUUAAAUGGCACUCAGCUUGUGGUGCUCAAAGCGCCAAAAAAAUACAUUUGAAGAACUCAACAGCAAUGUCUCUUUCCAGAAAUCAUGACCCAGUUACUAAAGAUAAUCCGCAGACCUUGUUGUGAGCAGUUUCAUGUAGGAACUAUUUUCUUUCUACUGAACUCCAUGCGUCAGCCAUAUUACUGUGCUGAAGGAAGUGUACAUCUACUCAUGGACGAGAGGCUUGAGUUCAUAACAGCACAGGAUGUAAACAUUAAAAGCAUCCUCCCCGGUAGAGCUGUAACAUUAGCUAGCCCAGUGCUAGGUGAGCUAGCAGUAGACAAAUGCUUCCUUCUGCCCAGUGAUGCCGUUGGCGGAUGUACUUUGAUAAAAAGAAAAUAGUUCCCACAUGAAACUGCUCACAACAAGGUCUGUGGAUUAUCCAGAGUAAUCAGGUUGUGAUUUCUGCUAUUUCUACUAUUGCUGUUGAGUCUUUUUUUAAGGUGCUUUAAGUACCACAAGUUAAGUGCCAUCUGUUAUACACUAGAGAAGGCAGACAUCUCAACACUUCACAACUCACACCAAAACAUUCUAGAUUGAUAAAUAGCACUAUAGGUAAAAGUAGAAAUUUUAACUUUGGGAUGAACUGACCCUUAACUGCUAUCACAAUAUGUAACCUUUAAUAUUGUGGCUAACAGGGUUAUUCUGGUCUAUUGCAGCUUGUUUUAAUAUUUUGGCCAUCUUUUUGUAAGUUAUUAUAAGAUUGUGCUCUCCAGUAAUUUGCUGAGAUCCUUGAACAAGGCGACAAAGCUACAACAAAGUCAGGCAUGACAAGAAACUUGAGCAGUCAGGCUGUUUGUUGAUGACACUGUCAUUUUUACACUUUUCAUAGGGACCAAACAAACAAGACGUAAGAUACUGAAUUAGAGAGCUUUAGAGGUGCUGGAAGGCAGAUUGUGUCACAGAGCCAGAAUAGCUGUUUCCCGCUGUUUCCAGUCUUUGUGCUAAGCUAAGCUAAGCUAAGCUAACCCACUGCCUACUGUAGCUGCAUGUUUAUCGUACAAACAUGAAAGUGGAAUCAAUCUUCUCAUCCAACUCUUGGCAAGAUUGCAAAAAGGCCUAUUUCUCAAGAUGUCAGAUUAUUCUUUUAAGUCAAAUUUUCUAAACUAGUUUAUGUGUAAGUGAAACUGAAAGUGUGCAAGCUGAAAUGUUAAUAUUCCAUCGCACAACUACAGUAAAUAGAGCAGGUCAAAGCUGAACCAUGAAGUCAUCGUAAACUACUGUGAACACGCUGUUCGCCUUCAUUUGCUCUUCCAGGGAGGAUAGACUAAUCUUGAAAGGGUACAGUUAAAACCUGAGUCACUCCAAAACUUUUUUAGCAAUGUUGCCACAGUCUCAGAUUUUUGUUAUUACUGUGUUGAGUGACAAUUUUAUUACUGGGGAAAGAAAUGAUGGCCCAAACCAUGAAAGUAAGACCCACAUUGUACUAACCUGGGAUUACCCUCAUCCUGUGGGGUGGGAUAAGUCAAAGAAUCCCCAGCAUUCAUCCUGUGGGAACUGUAAAUGUCAGUUUAUUGACAUUAAACCUGAUAGUUUUUGUGAUAUUUGACUAUAAACUAAAGUGCUGGACCAACAGACGAGCAGACAGAUUAAGAUUAAUAUCCCCUGCUGCUGUUUAAUGUAGCUUGUUCUGCUUUCCUUCACACUCUCCUACAUUGUCACUGUCCUGUCUCCACUUUCUCUGCUGUGAAAGAUUAAUUUUUUGAAUGUAAGUUACUUGGUCUCCCACCCUGCGCCUCUUCCAUGCUCCAGUGUUUAUCAGGUUGGUUUCAAUACAUGACGCUGUUACAGUGAACAGAUGAAAGAACAACAUUCAUUAUUCAUCAGCGUGACUAGGCGUGGGGGAUUUUGAUCUUAAGUUUUAUCAUGUCAGUGUUCAGUAUUAUCUUUUCUCUGAAGUAUAUCAUCAUGACUGAGCACUUUGCUGUUUUAUUUCCGCUGUUUGCUAUUCAUCAUAUUUUCAAAACACAUCCCGAAAAAAAGGUUUCACGUUAUGGGAAAACAUGCUCAUUUGUUUUCUUGAUGAAAGGUAGAUGAAAUGAUUGAUCCCGCUGUGAAAUGUGAGCGUGGUAUCAAUCUUCUCAUCUGACGCAUGGCAAGAAAACAAAAACGGGUAUUCCCCAAACUAUUUCACAAUCUGAACUCAUCCAGUGAGGCCUCUGUUCCAAAAUACCCUUCGAAAAAGGUGCACAUCACCCACCUUGAUUCGUUUAAACAGGUGGAUAAUAAAUGUAAGUGAUGUUAGACUGCUUUUCAUUGGUUACACAGUAGCAGUGUGACAAGGAUUUCCCCAAAUGACUCAUGUUGGGUCGUCUUCUAUCUUUCUGUGAAUUGAAAGCAGUUGUUACAACUGAAGGAAAGUUAUUAAGUUAAAUUCUGUCCCUUGUUAAAUGAAUGUAUAUGAUGAACUGUUGCUUCUGAAGCGUACAUGCUCUCUCCAGUAUCUGGACUGUAUGUAGACAUGUAAUAAUAAAAAGG
Messenger RNA from Epinephelus fuscoguttatus (brown-marbled grouper), 4392 nucleotides. Its product is annotated as beta-1,3-N-acetylglucosaminyltransferase lunatic fringe-like. Gene Ontology annotation, molecular function: O-fucosylpeptide 3-beta-N-acetylglucosaminyltransferase activity. The record is from RefSeq and is a predicted model, not a curated record. Lineage: Eukaryota; Metazoa; Chordata; Actinopteri; Perciformes; Serranidae. Gene Ontology annotation, cellular component: Golgi membrane. The transcript has 8 exons. Bases 119 to 1198 code for a protein of 359 amino acids. Gene Ontology annotation, biological process: regulation of Notch signaling pathway; pattern specification process.